AUGCAAAAGAUAAAGCAAAGCGUCAAGAGCAAUGGACAAGCAAAACAGAAGAGGAGAAGGAAGAUGGAGAGCAAGAAAAGGAACUGGGACUCCAAGUCCCCUGAGAAACAAGAGGCUGAAAGGGUGAAGCAACAGGCCAACGCCGCAAAGCAACGCGAAAAGGAGAAGAUAAAGUCACAAGCCGAAGGCUCAUAA
Fusarium venenatum is the source of this 195-nucleotide messenger RNA. Lineage: Eukaryota; Fungi; Ascomycota; Sordariomycetes; Hypocreales; Nectriaceae. The record is from RefSeq and is a predicted model, not a curated record.